UUCCGGGAGGAGCGGGCUGUAGGGUAAGCGUUUCCUACGGGCUUCUGGUGCCCUGGUCUCGGUCCCGGUAAGCCAGGCAUGAAGAUCACGAGGCAGAAACACGCCAAGAAGCAUCUCGGCUUCUUCCGCAAUAACUUCGGCGUCCGCGAGCCGUACCAGAUCCUGCUGGACGGUACCUUCUGUCAGGCGGCGCUGCGCGGCCGGAUCCAGCUGCGGGAGCAGCUGCCCCGCUACCUCAUGGGGGAGACGCAGCUGUGCACCACCAGGUGUGUGUUAAAAGAGUUAGAAACAUUGGGAAAAGACUUAUAUGGGGCAAAACUGAUUGCACAAAAAUGCCAAGUCCGAAAUUGUCCCCAUUUCAAGAAUCCAGUGAGUGGAUCAGAAUGUCUGCUCUCCAUGGUUGAAGAGGGAAAUCCUCAUCAUUAUUUUGUGGCAACACAGGAUCAGAAUUUGUCUAUGAAAGUGAAGAAAAAGCCCGGAGUCCCUCUCAUGUUUAUUAUUCAGAACACUAUUGUCUUGGACAAACCUUCUCCCAAAACAAUUGCUUUUGUUAAAGCAGUAGAGUCAGGUCAGCUUGUCUCAGUGCACGAGAAACAAAGUAUCAAGCAACUCAAAGAAGAAAAGGGUUUAGUGAAAAACCCUGAACAGAGGAGAAAGAAAAAACACAAGAAAGUAAGUGGCCCCAAUCCUCUUAGCUGUUUGAAGAAAAAGAAAAGAGCACAGGAUACAAAAUCAUCUGCCUCUGAAAAGAAGAGAAAAAGAAAAAGAAUCCGGAAUAGAUCUGCCUCAAAAGUACUUUCUGAAAAGCAGAAUGCAGAAUGAUAAUCCUUUGAAUACUUUUAAAGACAUUUAAAUGUGAAAAAUAAAUUUCUUUUUAAAACUG
Molecule: messenger RNA, 883 nt
Organism: Lynx canadensis (Canada lynx)
Lineage: Eukaryota; Metazoa; Chordata; Mammalia; Carnivora; Felidae
Gene: UTP23
Product: UTP23 small subunit processome component
Exons: 3
Coding region: 79-822 (247 amino acids)
Cellular component (GO): nucleolus; small-subunit processome
Molecular function (GO): small ribosomal subunit rRNA binding
Source: RefSeq, a predicted model, not a curated record